This is a messenger RNA of Eubalaena glacialis (North Atlantic right whale), 5215 nucleotides long. RefSeq names its product nucleotide binding oligomerization domain containing 1 (gene NOD1). The record is from RefSeq and is a predicted model, not a curated record. The transcript is spliced from 12 exons. Gene Ontology annotation, molecular function: protein binding. Lineage: Eukaryota; Metazoa; Chordata; Mammalia; Artiodactyla; Balaenidae. Bases 368 to 3229 code for a protein of 953 amino acids. Gene Ontology annotation, biological process: regulation of apoptotic process.
CUCGCCCGGGCCCGGCCUCGGCUUCUCCGCGCAGGCCGCGGAGGCUCGGGGCGCGGCCACAGGGGCGCGGCCUUCGCUGCGGUCGGGCCAGUUCCCGUUCCCGGCCGGUGCCGCGGCUGCUCCCUCCCUAGCCCUGGUGAAGCUGCGGGCGCCGCGCGCUCCCGGCCCGGCACUCCCCAGUCUCAGUGUUCUCUCCCGCGCCCUCCCGGCGCAUCAGGCUCUCGCUCCCUGCUGCUGCGAGGUCUGCACACCAGGCGACCACGGUUUGCACUGAGAGGCUGGCCUUGGAUCCUGAUUGCCCUUCUGCCAGGAAGGCACAUGCAGCCAAAAAUGAAUUUGGGAAAAGCAACCACUUGCUCCUUUAACCAUGGAAAAGCAGGGCCGCAGUGAGAUGGAAAUAAUCCCGUCAGAGUCUCAGUCCUACAUCAAAUUGUUGAAAGUCAACCGGGAGCAUCUGGUCACUCACGUCCGCAACACUCAGUGUCUGCUGGACAACUUGUUGCAGAAUGACUACUUCUCCACCGAAGACGUGGAGAUCGUGUGUGCCUGCCCCACGCAGCCCGACAAGGUCCGCAAAAUUCUGGACCUGGUGCAGAGCAAGGGCGAGGAGGUGUCCGAGUUCUUCCUCUGUGUGCUACAGCGACUCACAGACGCUUACGUGGACCUCAGGCCUUGGCUGUCGGAGAUCAGCUUCUCCCCUUCCCAGCUCAUUCAGAGCAAAGCUGUUGUCAACACCGAUCCAGUGAGCAGAUACAGCCAGAAGCUGCGACAGCAACUGGGCCGUGACUCCAAGUUCAUCCUGUGCUACGCCCAGAAGGAGGAGCUGCUGCUGGAGGAGAUGUACACGGACACCAUCGUGGAGCUGGUCGACUUCGCCAACGAGAGCCUGGGCAGCCUGGGCAGCCUGGCCUGCCUCCUGGACCCCUCCACGGGCGUCCUCAAUGAGCACGGCGAGACCAUCUUCGUCUUCGGUGACGCGGGCGUGGGCAAGUCCAUGCUGCUGCAGCGGCUGCAGAGCCUCUGGGCCGCGGGCCAGCUGGACGCUGAGCUCAGGUUCUUCUUCCACUUCCGCUGCCGCACCUUCAGCUGCUUCAAGGAGAGCGCCUCGCUGUGCCUGCGGGACCUGCUCUUCAAGCACUACUGCUACCCGGAGCAGGACCCCGAGGAGGUGUUCGCCUUCCUGCUGCGCUUCCCGCACACGGCCCUCUUCACCUUCGACGGCCUGGACGAGCUCCACUCGGACUUCGACCUGAGCCGCGAGCCCGACACCUCCUCCCCCUGGGAGCCCGCCCACCCCCUGGUCCUGCUGGCCAACCUGCUCAGCGGGAAGCUGCUCAAGGGGGCGCGCAAGCUGCUCACGGCCCGCACGGGCGUCGAGAUCCCGCGGCAUCUCCUCUGGAAGAAGGUGUUCCUGCGCGGCUUCUCCCCCAGCCACCUGCGCGCCUACGCUGGGAGGAUGUUCCCUGAGCGCGCCGUGCGCCAGCGCCUGCUGGAUCAGCUGGAAGCCAACGCCAACCUCUUCAGCCUGUGCGCCGUGCCCCUCUUCUGCUGGAUCAUCUUCCGGUGCUUCCAGCACUUCUACGACGCCUUCGACGGCUCCCCGCAGCUGCCCGACCGCACGGUGACGCUGACCGACGUCUUCCUGCUGGUCACCGAGGUCCACCUGAACAGGACGCAGCCCACCAGCCUGGUGCAGCGGAACACGCGGAGCCAGACGGAGACCUUCCGCGCCGGCCGGGGCACCCUGCGCUCGCUGGGCCAGGUGGCUCACUGGGGCAUGGAGAAGAGCUUCUUCGUCUUCAGCCAGGAGGAGGUGCAGGCGUCCGAGGUGCAGGAGGGGGACCUAAAGCUGGGUUUCUUGCGGGCCGUGCCGGAGCUGGGCCUCGGAGGGGACCAGCAGUCCUACGAGUUUUUCCACCUCACCCUCCAGGCCUUCUUUGCUGCCUUUUUUCUGGUGGUGGAUGACAAGGUGGGCACUCGGGAGCUGCUCCGGUUCUUCCAGGAGUGGGCUCCUCACGGGGAGGCAGCAGCUGCGUCCUGCUAUCCCCGCUUCCUACCCAUCCAGUGCCUUGGGGGCCGCGGCCUGGCCGGGGAAGACCCCUUUAAGAACAAGGAUCACUUUCAUUUCACCAACCUCUUCCUGUGCGGGCUGUUGUCCAAAGGCAAACAGAAACUCCUGCGGCACCUGGUGCCUGCCGCCGCCCUGCGGAGAAAGCGCAGGGCCCUGUGGGCUUACCUGUUCGCCAGCCUGCGCUCCCACCUGAAGAACCUGCCCCGAGUUCAGUCUGGAGGCUUCAGCCAGGUGCAGGCCAUGCCCACCUUCCUCUGGAUGCUGCGCUGCAUCUACGAGACGCAGAGCGAGAAGGUGGGGCAGCUGGCGGCCAGGGGCAUCUGCGCCAACUACCUCAAGCUGACCUUUUGCAACGCCUGUUCGGCCGACUGCAGCGCCCUCUCCUUCGUCCUGCACCACUUCCCCAAGCGGCUUGCGCUCGACCUGGACAACAACAAUGUCAACGACUAUGGUGUGCGGGAACUGCAGCCCUGCUUCAGCCGCCUCACCGUCAUCAGACUCAGUGUGAACCAGAUCACCGACAGUGGGGUGAAGGUGCUAUGUGAAGAGCUGACCAAAUACAAAAUUCUGACAUUUUUAGGCUUAUACAACAACCAAAUCACCGAUGUCGGAGCCAGGUACGUCGCCAGAAUCCUGGAUGAGUGCCCAGGCCUCACGCACCUGAAACUGGGAAAAAACAAAAUAACAAGCGAAGGAGGAAAGUGUCUCGCCCUGGCUGUGAAGAACAGCAAAUCCAUCUUUGAAGUUGGGAUGUGGGGCAAUCAACUCGGUGAUGAAGGAGCAAGGGCCUUCGCAGAGGCUCUGAGGAACCACCCCAGCUUGACUAACUUGAGUCUUGCAUUCAAUGGCAUUUCUACAGAAGGAGGAAGGAGCCUCGCGUGCGCCCUGCAGCAGAAUGCAUCUCUGAGAAUAUUCUGGCUCACCAAAAAUGAACUUGAUGACGAAGUGGCAGAGAGCUUGGCAGAGAUGUUGAAAGUCAACCAGACGUUGAAACAUUUAUGGCUUAUCCAGAACCAGAUUACAGCCAAGGGGAUUGCCCAGUUGGCAGAUGCACUACAGAAGAACACUGGCAUAACGGAGAUUUGCUUAAAUGGAAACUUGAUAAAGCCAGAGGAGGCCAAAGUCUUUGAAGGCGAGAAGCGGAUUGUCUGUUUCUGAGGGGAUGUUUUCCUGUGGGUGGGUCUUGGCCCUGGGGGUGACUCUGUGCAGUUGCCUGUCUUGGAUGUCUGAAACAUCCAGUGUCUGCCGAGGUGGAACUUCCAGGAUUCCUGCCUUCGUGGUGCAAAACGAGCUCUGUGCAGGCACUCUGAUUGGCAGAGUCCCUGAGUAGCUGUUACAAUUCUGCAGGACAAGUAUGAGGCGUUUUAGUGACUGUGAACAUACUCUGAAGAGAUGUUAAUGCAUAGCCAUGAUUAUUUUAAUCUGAAAUUAGAGGAAUGAGACUUUGAGCUCAUAGAAAUGCCUGCCCAAAGACCAGGGAGAGUGAGUCGGUCACUGCCGCAUUCAAUGAAGAGUUGGGGACAUGGUGCAAAGUUGGUGCCAUGUUUCUUGGGGAAAAGGUGCUCAACGAACAAAAGUGUUUUACCUGCAAUGUUCUCUUCCUCCUCAGUACUUCCCCAUGUGUUGAUAUUAUUCCCACUUCACAGCUGUCGAUAGUGAGGGGGGUACAGUGUGGGGAUUUGACUCAUCCAAGGUUCUGUAGGGACUUAGUGCCAAAGGAAGGACCCGCCACGGGCUUACGUCUUAGUCCUGGAGUCUCACCGUCUGCUGACAAAGAUCGCAGGAUGCCCUCCUCUUAGCCAGUCUGAGGGACAGGACGAUGCCUUCGUAAUGCUGAGGCUCCACUCAGGGCUUUCGUGGGUCGGGGCUGACCUUCGGAAGACUGAUGCUGUGGGCAGAGGUGCUCUGUCCCAGGAAGAAGAAUCAGCGCCGUCCUCCAAAAGGAAUAAGGCCUGGCUUGCCCAUGUGGCCCUGGCAUCCAAACAGGAGCUUCUCUCUCUCUCUCUUGCCCUUUUGAGGAAGGGAAGUCUCUUCCUGCCCCCGAGCAGUUGUGCGAGUGACUGAGUUGGAGGCAAGGCAAGCCGCUGAGAACCCAGCGAGCACGUCAGACCCCUGCCACCGUGGCGGGCACCUGGUGGAUGCUAAAUGGGGGAAAGGGGGAGGUAUCACCAGAGAACUUGUUCUUUUGCCAAUUCAUUUGUUAGUAAAAUACUGAAAACACUCAUUUUUUCUAACUGCCUGAGUCUGGGAUUUUAAAAAGGGACUCGGCCUGGCAAGCACACUGUGACCCCUUCAGAGGCACUUACUGCAUGGGGUGGGGCCCUGGGGUGACGUGCUGUGAGGAGAGCCUGACGAGGGAAGGCAAGAGGCAUCCUCAGUGUGAUCCUUCGCAGGCCUCUCCACCCACCAAGGGACCGAAAAAAGCAGAGGAAGCAUCUGAGGCCUCUCCAUUUGACCACCCGAUCCACACAGGUGGUUUCUCAGAGGGAAUAACUUGAGUCCCCAAUGGCUGGGGCCAGGGUACGCUGGCACGGCCGAACCUCACAUCCCUCAGCACGGUGCCAUGAUGGGCCCUGGCAGGCCGGGUUUGACGUCCACUACCUUCCUCGGCUGUUCACUGCCGAGGGGAGGACAGAGGUGGGCCUGGACCCACUGUGGCAAGAGGCACCGAGCUGACAGGGGCCAAGCAUGAGAGGGGCAGGGGUGAGGGGGCCCUCCAACAGUACCUUGGAGUUCUCAGAAGUCCAGCCUGACUUUAUACAGCUGCCCCUGUUAGGAAGGGUACAAUUCAGGAAGUUGGUCCUGAAAGUUAGGGGGAGAAUCCUGUACAGUCACUCAGCCACAUGGGGGCCAUUCCCCUAAGGCACUGCUUUGGCGGUUCCUACCCACUCUGCCCGCACCCCCAGAUUUGGGUAUUUGCCUAAUAGCCCCUGAGGCAGCAACUCUACCAGAGAUUCUGGGCAGCAGAUGUGCCCAGAAAGCACAAAGGAAUGAGCACUGGUCAAGGGUGCUUCAAACAGACUUCAGGCUUGAUGAGUGAGAGAACCACACUUCUCAGCUGACAAAUUCCUACUUGAUUAAACUGCUAAAACUAAACUUUUGAGAGUCUAAAAUGUAUCAAGAAACUACCAAAUAUGACUGCUU